Messenger RNA from Symbiodinium natans, 4740 nucleotides. Lineage: Eukaryota; Dinophyceae; Suessiales; Symbiodiniaceae. The record is from the annotation of a GenBank genome assembly.
AUGGCUGGUGAAGCCGGCAAGGCCCGAACUGUUUUGCUGGCCACAGAGAAGGCAUUUGCCGCCGCCGCCGUCGAGAAGAUAGAGAGUGUAGUCAAGGAGGCCAACUACACGCUGAAAAAAUUGGAGAACUACAAAAGCAAGGAUGACCUGCUUGCAGCGGUGGCUGACGUUGAUGCCAUGAUCAUCCGAAGUGAUAUUGUGGAUCAGGCUGUUCUGGACAAGGCCGGGAAGCUCAAGAUCGUUGUUCGUGCCGGCGCUGGCUACGACAAUAUUGACCUCAAGGCUUGCGAGGCCAAGAGCAUCACGGCUAUGAACACUCCUGGCCAGAAUGCGAAUGCGGUGGCUGAGCUUGUGUUUGGCAUGAUGAUUGUCAGUGCCCGAAACAAUUUUGAUGGCACCAGCGGCUUCGAGCUUGUCAAUCGUGAAAUUGCCUUCUACGGCUUCGGAGCAGUUGCCCGUGCAGUGCACAAGCUGGCCCAGGGUUUCGGCAUGAAAAGCUUCGCCUACGACCCCUAUAUCCCUGCAGACAAGAUCAAGGAAAUGGGAGCCGAGCCGGUGUCUUCUGUGGCCGGGCUUUUUGAGCACCAGUACGUGUCUUUGCAUGUGCCACUGACGGAUGAGACCAAAGCAUCCAUUAAUAAGGAGCUGCUCAUGAAAAUGCCGAAGGGCGGCUCUCUUAUCAACACUGCGCGCACGGAGGUGGUUCACGAGGCUGACAUGAUCGAGGUCCUCAAGACAAGGCCAGAUUUCUGCUAUCUGUGCGACGUGGCACCCAAAGACAUCGAACCCUACAAGGCUGCUGUUGGUGACAAGUACGGAAAGCGCCUCAUCUUCACCAAGAAGAAGAUGGGAGCCCAAACCGCAGAGGCCAAUGACAACGCCGGCGUGGCUGCGGCGAAUCAAAUUGUGGGCUUUUUCGAGAAAGGUGAAACCCGCUUCUCUUUGAAGGGGCCGGAGGCCCAGCAGAUCGAAGAUGUGCAGAUGGGAACGAAAGACGGACUGUUGAUUGUCCACUUUCGUGCGCAUCGCCCAGGCCAUUCCAACACUGCAGGAGGCUGUGAACCAGUCGAGCACUUCUCCUACCAGGCGGGCACCAACAAAAACCAAGCCGCCCACCCUGACAUUCAGACUGAGAUCAGCUUCGUGCAGAGCAGCUGGUCCGAGAGGGCCUUCCCAUGCUUGGAGCUGAAAUGCCGCCUAGGCCAGGGCGGGGAGCCUCGCAGAAGUUCAGGAGGUGAGAGUUUGUUUGCCAAUGCGGGUCCGGACAUUUCAGAGAUCCGACUUUUUCGGCUCCAGUUCCAGCGAAGUAAGAAGUGCGUCGACCAAGCAUUGGACCUCAACAACAUCCGAAGCGUGCUGCAGAGGAUGGAGGAUUCGAUCAUCUUCAGCUUGAUUGAACGAUCACAGUAUCGAGUGAACAACGCUGUUUAUGAGCCUGACUACAAGCCCUUGGGAAAGUUCAAGCUUCAUCAACUCAAGUCUUCUGGCUCGAAUGGAUGCCUGGGUGACUGGUUCAUCUACCAGACGGAGUGCCUACACUCACAAGUGAAGAGGUACGAGCACCCAACAGAGUUUUCAUUCUUCAGUCCAUUGCCAGAGCCUAGCCUGGGCCAGACAGGCAGCGGAACCAGCAGCGGAGCAAGCGAAGAAGAGACAGUCUUGGCCCCCGUCCCACCGGAGGCGGUGGUGAACGGGAAGUUGCUGGAGAUCUACAGAACGAAGAUGGUCCCUUCGCUGUGUGAGGAAGGUGACGACGGUAACUACGGCUCCACCGCUGUGCAAGACGUGCAUGUGCUGCAAACGAUUUCCACAAGGAUCUACUACGGGCUGUUUGUGGCGGAAUCCAAGUUCCGCAGUGAGCGCAAGAAAGCCACCGAGCUGAUCAAGGCUCGUGAUGAAGAUGGUCUGAUGGCCUUUAUCACAAAACCCGAAGUGGAGAAGCGGAAUGUCCAGCGCGUCAUCCUCAAGGCCAAGGCCUUCUCAAAGAACAUUGAUGGGCAGGAGGGCGCCGGUGGUGAGAAUACGACGUACAAAGUCAACCCGGAGUAUGUUGGCACAGUCUUCGAGGACUACAUCAUGCCGUUGACAAAGGAGGUCGAGGUUGCCUACCUGCUUGCGAGACUGGAUCAGACAGAACGGCCGGGCCCAGAGCAGGCCACAGCAAAUGACAGAGUCUACUGCGUGGUUCGGGACCGCAAGCGGUUCGGGAAAGUUAAAGAAGACAUUGCAGGAUACACUGUGUGCUCCUUCGCAUAUGCUCUCAGUUCCUGGCUGUGGUUGUUUCAUAAGUUCGAAAGCGCCUGGUCAAAGGAGGACUUUAACGCGAAGGAGGUCAGCAUAAUUUGGUCGCAGGCACAGACCUGGCAGGAGAUUUCCUCCAGGAAGCUGCUGCGUUUGCGCUUCAGUUCCGGGGCAGAGGUUGCGGAGCCGGGAUCCAGGAUUUGUUCAGCGACUCAUGCCAUCAGGAAUUGCUGCUUCUUUGCUGUUCCCUGGCUGGAGUUCUUCGGGUAUGGGUCAUAUCUUUGGAAUAUCAUGUGGCUGCUUGACCUGGCAAGAUUUACAUUGCAGCCGCUAGCGCCAGAGAAAUUGCUGGGAAUCCCUUUGAUCGCGUUGUAUCACACCAUUACCUGGCUGCUAGCUGCACUGGUUGCCUUCGACGCAGAUGGCUCUCGACUGCUUACCUCCGUGUGCCGCGAGGCCCGAAUUGUCAUGAUGCCAUGUAUUCUCCGGCGUCAGACAAUGGAAGGAGAUUUGCCUUGGUUCCAGAUUGUUGGGUUUGCAGUGAUUGGAGUCGCGUUUGCGAUUAUGGCCUUCCGCUAUGUGACUGCUGGGCAGCUGUUGGGAACAGCCGCACGGCGCUCCCAAGAAGGUCAGAACUUGUUGCAGGCAGUCAGGCGGUAUUUACGUAAGCAGUGGCUCCACUUUGCGAGCUUGGUCAUGUGCAGCAUCCUCAUUCUCAUCGACACCACUCGGGAUUGCAAAGAAGAUUCCAUCAGCUAUCUCACGUCCGUCGUUUUUGCAGGACUGGGUCUUUUCUUGGGCCUGGAUCGCUUGGUCGCCUUGUGGAGACAAGAAGAGCCGAGCCCUUUGAGGGAAUCUCUUGCAACCGAGAGCACGGAGAUGGCAUCCCCAAGCCGGCUGACCAUGCGCCACCAUUCCAGCACCAGCUCACGCAUUCAUCACACAAUGAGCGGUUCAAUCCAGGGGGCCGAAGGUUAUAGGCUCCUGGACUUCUCAGGGUUGCUGGAGCAGCUGAUACAGUAUUUACGUGAUGAGGAGCUUCAAUUAGGACAGCAGCUGCGGCUCUUAGGCCAGGGAUUGGACCUGAAGCAGGCAGCAGAAGCGCAGACUGCGAUCCUGCGUUCUUCAGCGUGUCUCGAUGACAACCCCGAAAUGCAGUGGGAUUGGACCAUUACUGGAAGCUCCGACACUACCCUCACCGUGAUUGCCCCGCGCUCCUUUGCAUAUUUACGUCGGCUUUGUUCGCUGGAUGGGCAGAAGCUUCUGGCAGAGCUCUUGCGCACCAAUGUUAGUGAUCUUCGCAGGGCUGCCAAAAGUGGCUGCUCCCUGCUGCUGUCGGCAGACAGCACUACCUUCGUCUUGAAGACGAUCUCGCGAUCCGAAGUUAAACAGCUGCGGGCCAUGCUUGGGCCAUACCGCAAACACUUGGAACAGAAUGCAAACUCCAUGUUGUGUCGGAUCUAUGGCUGCUUCAGCUUCAAGAACUCCUUGGGCUACUUUCUUCAUGCAGUUCUCAUGGACUGCCUGACUGGCUUACCUGCAAGUAUAUCGGACCGUCAUCCAGAAGUUGCGGAAGCUUGUGCACCGUGCGUUUUCGACAUCAAGUCUGAGUUUCAGGACGGUGGUUUCCGCAGCAGCUUCCCCUCGGGUUUUCCAUGCUCUGGCAGCACUUGGCAGCACACCUUCGAAGAGGAUUUGUCAUUUCUUGCCUCGUUGGGUCUUGUCGACUAUUCUGUGCUGCUUUCCGUUUGGCAGCUUCCGGAUGAGCUUGGCAAUGAUCUGGCAAACACAAGCCUGCCCAACGGCAUGAACCUGCAGCGGGAGAAGUCCACUGGGAUGGGGAUCAUUGAUUUCUUGGUUCACUGGGACGUGCGGAAGCGCACAGAGAGUGCUUUGAAACGCACGUGCCUUCAUCCCAGGCACACCGAGCGUGUCACAAUCAUGGACCCAGACAUGCUGCGGCCUUUGCCAGCAGCACCUUUCUGUGCAAAGCACGUGACUGUGCUGUUGGCACGUUUUGAUUGCUUGGAUGGAUGCGCCGCAGACGUGCUUAGCUUGGCAGGAGUUAUGAGGCCACCGUACACCACGGCUGUCCAGCAGCUUCGUGGUAUUUGUGACCUCGACCUAACUACACUGCAGGCCCGCCGACUUCUGGCACUUCUGGCAAGGAGCGGUGGCCGUCACGGGCUGGUCAGACCCUUGGCCACCACUGGUGCCUGUGGCUCGCGGACUGGCUCGAUGCCACCGCCAAAUCGACAGUGGGUGCCGUCUCGCACAGGCUCACAAGCACCGACACCGUCAGAUCGCCGCUCCCUCUCGCCCAUGGGCUAUGCGUCUGGCCACUCUGGCCCAGUCCAAAUGACGCGCGGCGAGAGACGAACGCGUUCACGAGAACCGCCGAGCCUUGCGUGGAGCCCACAGCCUGAUGGGCUGGGAGGUGUGUGUUCCGUCAGAGGCACACCAUCGGCUCCAUGCAGAUCUGUCCAAAUGAGGUUUUAG